This is a messenger RNA of Fusarium odoratissimum NRRL 54006, 210 nucleotides long. RefSeq lists its product as uncharacterized. The transcript has a single exon. The record is from RefSeq and is a predicted model, not a curated record. The coding region runs from base 1 to 210 and encodes 69 amino acids. NCBI's taxonomy places the organism in Eukaryota, Fungi, Ascomycota, Sordariomycetes, Hypocreales, Nectriaceae.
AUGCUCCUGAGGCGCUACCGACCGCCGACCGGGAAGAAGAAUUUGAUAGCUUGCACCGCCAAGUCAAGAUCAACACAUCCAUCUUCCUCGACCAGUUACGGACUCAAGAUUCAGCCAACACUCAGCAAGACUCGAGUACACUCAAGCGCUCGUCGCUCCCUAUGCGUUGGCCGACAAUCCGAUCGAAAGGCGGCGAAGAACACCACUUAA